AUGAAAGAGGGUGGGGGUGCUCGACGGCAUCUCACGACGCCGCUGCGCCCAGCUUGCGGGUCAGCAGCCACGGCGGCGGCAGCGGCCGAGGCCAGCGACCUGGACUACCUGCUGCGAAUGCUGCACUGGACGGGCAGCAUGCGGCACCCGCGCGCCGGGACCUGGGCCAACCGCGCCUUCCGGCCGCUCAACGCCGCCGUCGUGGCUGUCAUCUCGCUCCUCGUGUGCUCGCUGGGGCUGGCCAUGUGGCGCGCGGGCGCGGCCGACCUCGACAGUUUCACACUCCUCCUCUCCCACUGCAACUCGUUCACCAUGUGGGUCGUCCGCCUAGGCAUCAUCGCCGCACACGAGCGCGACUUCCACUAUCUCGCGCGGCAGGUGGAGCGCGAUUUUGUGGAGUUCCUGACGGCAGAAGACGUCCCUCUGCUGCGCGAUCACGGUCACCGGCUACGACGAGUGCUGAAGGCCUACUUGUGCUUCGGUGCGGCCGGCAGCAUGUGGUGGCUCGUCUUCCCAGUGAUGUGCUUCGGCUUCACUGUAGAGGGCGUCCCGUUCGAGAUGGUGUUGCCAUAUGACGUGACGCGGCCCCUGGUGUUCAUCGUCAACUGGAUCUUCUGCGCGAUUGCCACUCUACACACGGCAAUUAUGACCAUGGCUUCCGACUCCUUUAGCGUCAGCCUAAUUGUGCAGUUACGUUUGCAACUGAGAAUUCUCAGCAGAAAUUUGGUCAAUGUGGCAAAAGGAGAUGAGGAGAUUAAAGAGAAGAAGUUUAUCGAAAAUUCUUUUUUAACAGAAACUUGGAGCCAUACAAGCCAGUUACAGGACAGGAUACGGCAAAAUAUCCGCCACCAUCAAACUAUUAUUAGGAACGCCAAAUUGCUGGAGAAGUGCUUGGCUGCAACUCUGCUAGCACAGAGUGUGUCCAUCGGUGUCGCGGUCUGCAUCCAGCUGUACCAGAUCGCCAUGCGUGCGCAGCAGUUAGUGGAUGCUGGGAAGUUCGGCUGCUACCUCUUCAUCAUGCUCGCUCAGCUGUUCGUCUUCUGCUGGUUCGGUGACGACCUCAUAACAGAGAGCCAGGAAGUGAGCGUUGCAGCUUACCAUUCCGUGACGUCACUUGAGGGGUGCCCCAUCUCCACUAAGAGGUCGUUGCUGCUUCUCAUGCUGCGCGCGCAACGCCCUCUGCACGUCACCGCCGCUGGCUUCUUCCCACUCUCCAGGGAGUCCUUUGUCGCGAUUCUGAACAUGUCUUACUCAUUCUGCGCUAUUCUGCGGAACUUCAAAGAAGAAUAG
This is a messenger RNA of Schistocerca gregaria, 1290 nucleotides long. RefSeq names its product odorant receptor Or2-like. NCBI's taxonomy places the organism in Eukaryota, Metazoa, Arthropoda, Insecta, Orthoptera, Acrididae. Gene Ontology annotation, cellular component: plasma membrane. Gene Ontology annotation, biological process: detection of chemical stimulus involved in sensory perception of smell; sensory perception of smell. Gene Ontology annotation, molecular function: odorant binding; olfactory receptor activity. The coding region runs from base 1 to 1290 and encodes 429 amino acids. The transcript is spliced from 7 exons. The record is from RefSeq and is a predicted model, not a curated record.